Molecule: messenger RNA, 2338 nt
Organism: Homarus americanus (American lobster)
Lineage: Eukaryota; Metazoa; Arthropoda; Malacostraca; Decapoda; Nephropidae
Product: choline-phosphate cytidylyltransferase B-like
Exons: 10
Coding region: 234-1514 (426 amino acids)
Biological process (GO): CDP-choline pathway
Molecular function (GO): choline-phosphate cytidylyltransferase activity; phosphatidylcholine binding
Source: RefSeq, a predicted model, not a curated record
GUUAAUCCUGGCGAACUUCAGUCCGCCAGACGUCAGCACCGCCAGCGUUCUCUGUUUUGCAAGCCAACUUCCCCAACGUCAUUCUUGGCCGCUGAAGAACUGAACUGAGCAGCUAAUUUGAAAUUCAGAUUCUCAAAGUGAUGACGACGAGGUCUCUGACACCAGAUCUGGUUUCUGUAAAGGACAUGCAGACUAGGUGAUGGCAGUAGUGUAAUGCACAUUUGAAAACAACAAUGGAUUUUACUGACAUAGGAGUUGAUCAGCAUGAAAUGAGUGGAAUUUCAAGGAAGCGCAGUCAUGCUGAGACAUUAAUGCCAGCUGUAGAAGAAAAGAACUUAACUCCCUUUACACCGCUUAAGAAACCAAUAGCAGAAACAGGCUACUCAUUUCAAGUGGCUAUUCCCUCACAGACAAAAGGAGGGAAAACCUCAUCUGGCAGAAUGAAGCGCUCUCACCAGCAGGCCUUCGCGGCACUUCCUCGACUUGGGGAGAGGGAGAAGCUUGAUAUUAGCUGUGAGUCUCUGGCCAAGCUUGAAAAGGAUAUGACCAUUUGUAAACCAGCCCCUUUUACGGAUGAUGAAGAAGCUGUGCGGGACAGGGAUGCCUGUGAUUACACUAAAAAGAUUACAUUGGAGAUGGCAAAAGCAGGAAGUGCCCCGCGGCCAAUCAGAGUUUACGCAGACGGUAUCUAUGACCUAUUCCACCAAGGCCAUGCUCGACAACUCAUGCAGGCGAAAAAUUUGUUUCCCAAUGUCUACCUUAUUGUUGGAGUAAACAGUGAUGCACUUACUCACCAGUGCAAGGGGCGGACAGUGAUGACUGAAGAUGAACGUUAUGAGGCUGUACGACACUGUCGUUAUGUUGAUGAAGUUGUGCCAGAUGCCCCGUGGACGUUGGAUGACGAGUUUUUGGAAAAACACAAGAUUGAUUUUGUUGCUCACGAUGAUAUCCCGUACACAACUGGAAGUGCUACUGACGUUUAUGCACACAUCAAGGCUCGGGGAAUGUUUAUCUCUACAGAGCGCACAGAGGGGGUAUCCACAAGUGAUGUUGUGUCGCGCAUAGUUAAAGACUACGAUGUGUACGUCAGAAGAAACUUGGCUCGUGGCUACAGUGCGAAGGAUCUCAAUGUUUCUUAUAUUAAUGAGAAGAAAUAUAGGCUUCAGAACAAGUUAGAUGACCUUAAAAAGAAAGGUAAAGAGAUGAUUGAAGACAUUGAGGGCAAGCGUACCGAUCUGAUCUCAAAGUGGGAGGAGAAGAGUCGGGAAUUUAUCGACACGUUCUUGAUGCUAUUUGGCCGUGACGGACGCCUGACUCAGUACCUGUCAGAGAAGAAAGACUCUGUCAUGAGUGCUCUAUCACCCCCAUCGUCUCCUAAAGCUAUCAGUCAUUCCUCAGAAGAGUGCAACAGCCCUCCUGCGAAAACUUCCAAGUUUGAUUUCUCAAGUCGUGCUGGUGCCUCACUAGUUGAUGAUGACUACUCUGAUGAUGACUUAGAGCCAGAGAGAAUGUAAAGAAUACCAAUGUAUUCUUUUAGACACUCCACUCCUUUACUGUUAAAGGAGAUAAUUUAUUCUUACCAAACAAUAUAUAGCUGCAUGUUGACUUUGACUAUUAAAGGUUUUAUCUAAUUUCAUCUCACAUUCUUUAAGUUGUUUGAUGGAUUUUUUAUUAUAAUCAAUCAAAGAGUUAACCAAAUUAUAUAAUACUGUACUAAUGUUUUGAUUUAGACAUUUAUCACAUGCUCUUGUCAAGACUCUGAAUACAGAAACUUAAUACUCCUUUUUUCAUCUCUGACUUUUGUGUUGCAGUGUUUUAAUAUGUUCAUCAGUGAGCUUCAUGACAUUUGUAAGUAAUACUAUCAAUUGCCAUCAAGAGGAAGGAGGAUCUAGAUUCUGCAAAUUUCCAAAUUUGUGGUGUAGUGUUACUCUGGACAAGUAACACAGUAAAUUCUCCCCUAACCUAAUUAAUUGGUGUACAGCCAGUGUGAUAAAAAGAUACUUUUGGUUCCUUGUGUAAUUUCUGGAUACUGUAUUCAUUAUAUAAAAGUCCCAAAAUUUACUUAAAUUUGGGCCCCCAUUAAGACUUCAAACCUUCCUGUUCCAAAUACCUUUGGUCUCUGGCUAGGGGAGGCCUUGAUGAAUAGAUUUGACACCAACACUUCUUUGAUAUACAGUAUCUGGCACUUUUUAUUUAUUUAUGCACACACACUCAUAUGCAGUAUAUAUUUCUCUUUUAGGAUAUAUUUUACCCAUGUACAGAUGUACAGUCGGCCAAAGAUGCACCGACCCCACCCUGGGUCUUGUGCUCACAAUUUUACCUGGCAACACUUGGUAAA